AUGACCCUGCGAGGAGCAGCUCAGGAUUGGUUCCACACUCUACCGUUCGCGUCAAUAGGCAACUUCAUGGAGUUCGCCAUCAUUUUCACAAAGGAGUACACCUCCUACAAGACGGUCAGAAAGCAUGCAGACCACCUGUUCAACCUGCGCAAGAAGCCAGACGAGUCUCUACGAGACUACCUGAGACGGUUUAAGGCUGAGAAGGCUAACAUCAUAGGAUGCAACGACCAAGUUGCAUCCUCAGCAUUCAAAAAGGGCUUGCCAACCGAGCACGAGCUAUACCGGGAGCUGGCCAUAACUCCAAGUCAAACCUUGGCAGAAGUGUUCGCGACGGCAGAGCGCUACGCACUUUGGGACGAUGAUCGUAUCGCCGCAAAGAAAGCUAGCAAGCAAGUUGACCACCCGACGAAGCAGGCAAGCCAAAAGAGCAACAAGUUCGAGCAAAAAGCCCGAGAUAAGCGCAGAUCGCGGCCCCAAAAGGGAAGCUUAGAAACAGGGACCUUCACCGAGUUCGCUAUCCCAAUCCACCAGAUCCUAGCUCAGGUGAAAGAUAAGCCGUGGGUGAGGAGACCACCACCCAUGAAAGGAGACCCCUAUAAAAGAGACACCAGCAAAUACUGCGCAUUCCACGGGGAGCACGGUUAUUACACCAACAACUGCAACGCUUGGAAAAGGCACCUUGAGGAGCUGGUCAGAGAGGGCCAUUGCACAGAGUUCGUUGCAAAGAAGGCUAUCCAGCAGAUCGAGGAUCGUGAUGUAGCUGCCAAGGAACCUCCCCAAAAGGUCAUUCGAAUCAACACCAUUCUAGCUGACUCCCAAGAGUCCGGGCUGACCACCAAGGAGCGCAAGAGAAAGAUCGCGCAGGCAACUUAUGUCUCCCAAGUCACAACGGGAGUACCAGCUGUUGGGGAUACACCUAUCAUUGGCUUCCAGAAGAAGGACUUGAUCGGGCUGGACCUGCCACAUAAUGACGCCCUAGUCAUCUGCAUCCAAAUUGAACAAGCUGUGAUCGAGCGAGUUCAUGUAGAUGAGGGCAGCGCAGCCAACAUCCUGCAACUAUCUGUUAUCCAACAGAUGGGGUUCGAGCCCAAGAUUAGCAAACUUGCCAAAUCGCUCACCGGCUUCAAUGGGGCCACAUAA
This is a messenger RNA of Prunus armeniaca (apricot), 1140 nucleotides long. The record is from the annotation of a GenBank genome assembly. Lineage: Eukaryota; Viridiplantae; Streptophyta; Magnoliopsida; Rosales; Rosaceae.